GUCAUACAUAUGUUUGUGAUUUGUUUACUUUUUGCUGCGGCUUAGAUGUUCCGUGUGCAUUGUGUAAUAUCUGGUUAAACUUAUUUGCUGAAACUGUCCCGACAUGCAGAGAUCAGUAUUUGUACAGGUGUGGCGAAAGGCCUGCAGAUAUUACAGUUAUAAAUCUGUUAAACGCCCAGAUUUUUCCACAAAAGUACGAACACAACAGCCAUUUGAGAAGGAAGCUAGACCUGUGACAAAUGCAGAUCUUACAAAACAUCUACAAGCUAAAAUUUUGGCAACUGGGCCAAUAACUAUUGCUGAAUAUAUGCAAGAAGUUUUAAUAAAUCCACUAUCUGGUUAUUAUAUGAACCGAGAUGUUUUUGGUCGUGAGGGCGAUUUUAUAACCUCGCCGGAAAUAUCACAAAUUUUUGGAGAGCUUGUGGCUAUUUGGGUUUUAAGCGAAUGGCAAAAAAUAGGCGGACCCCCAUUUCAACUGGUGGAACUUGGUCCAGGAAGAGGCACAUUAAUACGUGAUGUUCUGAAAGUUCUAUCACAAUUCAAACUGGGAAGCAACUUUUCAAUGCAUCUUGUUGAAAUAAGUCCGCACCUAAGUACGUUGCAAGCACAACUUUUGUGCUACACUCACGAAGCCACCGACAGCAAUGCUGUAGGUUAUUAUCAGAAAGGUGUGACUGCCUCUGGCAUAAAAGUUUACUGGUAUUCCCGACUUGAGGACGUUCCCGCCUCAUUUUCCAUUGUUUUGGCUCAUGAAUUCUUCGAUGCUUUACCUGUACAUAAACUUCAAAUGGAGGAUGGAUUAUGGAAGGAGGUGCUUGUAGAUAUAGCCGACGGGCAGACGAAGGAAGCGGAUUUUAGAUUUAUUUUAUCAAAGAAUCAAACGCCUAUAUCAAAACUAUUUGAACCUAUAGUUGGAGAAACAAGACAAUGUCUUGAAUAUUCUAUAGAAUCGGAUCGUAUUAUCAGUUUAUUAGCUGACCGGUUUGAAACAAAUGGUGGCAUUGGCCUCAUAGUAGACUAUGGACAUUUUGGUGAAAAAUCUGAUACAUUAAGAGCUUUUAAGAAGCACGAGCUAUUUAAUCCAUUGAAAGCUCCAGGUACCGCUGAUAUAACUGUCGAUGUUGACUUUAGGCAAAUGAAAAGAGUUGCGGAAAAAGACAAUAAAGUUUUAUGUUUAGGACCUGUUGAACAACGACUAUUUCUUCAACGUAUGCAGGGAGAAGUGCGCUUAGAGCGAUUGUUGAAAAAUGCCUUGCCAGAAAAUCAAGCAACAAUCAAGUCCGCAUAUGAGAUGCUAACACAACCAGAUAAAAUGGGAUCACGAUUUAAGUUCUUCUCCAUGUUCCCGGCUGUAUUGAAAGACCAUUUAAUUAAGUUCCCGGUGAAUGGUUUUCAAUAGUGUGAAGAGUGCAUGUUAAAUUUAUUAUACAAUAAGAUAUCUCAAAUCUAUCUAAUUGAAAAUAUAUAUAUUAUUUCUUGUUAAA
Messenger RNA from Lucilia sericata (common green bottle fly), 1484 nucleotides. Its product is annotated as protein arginine methyltransferase NDUFAF7 homolog, mitochondrial. Gene Ontology annotation, cellular component: mitochondrion. The record is from RefSeq and is a predicted model, not a curated record. The transcript has 4 exons. NCBI's taxonomy places the organism in Eukaryota, Metazoa, Arthropoda, Insecta, Diptera, Calliphoridae. Gene Ontology annotation, molecular function: protein-arginine omega-N symmetric methyltransferase activity. Gene Ontology annotation, biological process: mitochondrial respiratory chain complex I assembly. Bases 104 to 1399 code for a protein of 431 amino acids.